CUUCAAUGGGCGUAAAUCAAACUGGAAGUAAGUUCAGUGGGAGUAAGUCAAAUUUUCAUAUUUCAUACUUUGGAGUAAGUCCCUGAACUUCCCCCUCCUCAAAAAAUUUGUAACGAAAACCCUGGAUACUUGCAUAUAUUUCGCAACUACUUACCAGGUUAUCUGCCAAAUACUCGAUGAAGUACUAGAUAAGUACUUAUACUUGUUAAGUUACUUGAUAAACAUCUUUUUUACUUGCAGAAAACGCCAUGUACUCUGGACAUUACUUACCCAAGUACUUUUCUAAGUACUUGGCCUCAAGUACAUUCACUAUGGUACUCAUUCAACAUCAACUAACAAUUACCGUCUCGAGCAUAUUAUUGAAUUGAUGUACCUAUUUUUGUCUGGAUACUGUGCGGUUUUAAGAAUUCGUUCUGAGUUCAGAAGAUAAAAGAUUUUCUGCUCUACAAAACUCUCUAUAUAGCACACUUAUACAGCGUCAUUUGGCCAGUCCUUUCUCCUGCUUUUGUUAAAAUUCACGUUGCCAGAAAGUCCCAAUUAACCUGUGCACUAAAAUAUUUACAAUUUGAGUGACCGAACGGAAAAGCAGCGUAGUCUGGAUGAUAGCCCUCAAUUCCCUAAACAUUUUUAUAGCACCCUCUUUUCUCAGUUAUCAUAUUAUUUCUCGAAAAUCACAUAAAAGCCAAAAAGCUAUCAAAAUUUUGAUAGUAAAUCGCAGUUAUAAGUUUUACGUGUCCUUACUCUACGCUGUCUUUCUAAAUAAUAAAAUAAUAUGUAAUGAAGGAAGGCAAUGGAUUUUGUAGAGCAGAAAAUUCUCUAUUGAAUGAGUCUAGAGUGGAGUCCUAGAACCUCAAUUGAGUGCACAGAAAUAAGUUGCAAAAGUGUGUCAUGCUUUCUGGGCCACCCGUUAUGAAAGUCCAUUAGGAAUCGUGUUAGGUUAACAUCCCACAAUUGGAAGAUACUUCUUUAUUUCUCAUUACAAGAUCAUAUUCCUAUUCUUUUAUUCCCUUAGCGUUGGUCAGGGUCAUAUAAACUAAAAUGUUUGUUUGUCCAGACGAAAAAAUCAAAAACUUAAUAACUCUUGAGAGAAACGGUGUAGAUGGCUGAAACUAGUAGACUGUAGGUAAUCUAGCAUGAAGAAUCUAAUGGUACCAUCUGAGGGUCAUCAAGUAGUCUUCAGAAGAACUUUGAAAAACAUUUUGUUUUCUGCCGAUAUUUAGCUACAGUUUGAAUCAAUAUGACGGAUAAGCAUGAUGUCCAAUAUCUGUGGAUCUCUCUAGAAAUCUCGGUUUUCUCCCGAUUUCUGUAACGAUUUGAAGAAAAUGAAGGGUGGUAUGCUCGGGUUGUCUGAAUUGUGAGAAAAUCCUCCCAGCCUCUGUCAGUUCCAGAGUGUUGAGAUAAAGUCGUUUUCCUACAAAUGUAAGACUUUUAGUGUCACUUAAUAAAUAUUUUAUACUGUCCACUGGAAAUUUCUAGUAGAUAUUUGUAUGCUGUGCGACCUGAAAUUGAUUUUAUGCGGACAUGGGUAUUUCGAUUGUAGAGCUGUGAUGUGCGUAUACGAGAGGCCACAUAUGAGAAGAAAAUGAUGUGAGUAGGGCACAAAAGAGAGGAAGCCUGUGUUUGUCCGACUAGGCUUUUCUUUGACGGUUGUUCAUGAUGCCCAUUGGCCAAGAAAAGGUCAUCGGUGGCUAUUGUUGUUCUAUUGGCCGGGAAGUAAUCAUCUGCCGCUAUUACUUGUUGUCGUCGACGUUGUUCCAGCGGUCGAUUAUUUCGUUUUCCUACCUUUUGUGGCUGUUGGUAUUCUUCGUAAUAUUCUGGUUCGGGUGCCGGGUCUUCAUAUAAUAUGUUAUAUAGGUUGAUGUCCAUGAGCUAGUACUUUGGCAUAUGUUCGUCGUACGAACUUACGUUUGUUGUGUUGAAAUGGUCUGUAUUGUUGCUCUUAUGGUGCGAGCCGCCGUUUGAUUGUACUGGGAUAACGGGUGAUGGUGGUAUAUAGCUGUCAGUGUUUGUGUAUGCAUUAAAAUUUGAUGAAAUACCGGUUUGAAACCGUCUUUUUUCUAUUCGUGGCAGUGGUCGGCGAUUCGAAUUGUAAUAUGUUUGUUGUCGAAUCGGUCCCUGCCGUUGAUUGUAUCGACACUGUGCCUGUGGUAUUUGAUUGAAAUAGAAUUAGUGGCCCAUCGCUGCAACAACGACAUUGACAGAUGUUCAAGUGUUUUUCCAACUUUCCGUAUUGCUGGUAUAAGUGUAGCAUGCGAUUGGUUGUUGCUUUGCUUUUACUACCGUGCAUGCUGCGGUAGCAUCCAGUUUGCCGGCUUAAUUGUUUCCAUCUCUUCAACGCUACGCGCUUUGGAGUUUAAGUCUAUACGGAGAAGCAUUAUAUUCAACACUAUUGACAAAAAAAUCGUUCAAAUCAAUAAUUUUACUACAAGAAGUACGAAAAUAUUACUAUCUCCCUAAAGGAUCAACAAGUUUAAAACGAGAGCAACGAUUGAGUGAUGCUGCUGAUGCGCAUAUUAAAGUCGGAAAUGUUCGUCAAUAUUGUGAAAUUAUGACUGAACUGGGCGAGAAAGCUCUAUCGAAACUGCUACAAUGUGGUUUACUCGAAUUAGCAGUAUGUCUCGGUGAAUAUCUUUCACACGACACUGGAAUCAAUUAUCUAUCAAAAUACUAUCCGACAAAGCAACCAUUAAAUAAUGACAAUAUGUAUGUAAAUGUUAAUCUACUAUCGUCAACAGAAUAUGAAUUAUUAACGAAAGAAUCCUUGAAUAUUAGAGGAAAAGAAUAUGAAACAAUUUCAUACUAUUUUCUAGCACAAAAACCGGCUAUUGGAAUUAAAGUUGCUAUCAAUUAUAUCAGUGGUAUGCGUUGA
Didymodactylos carnosus is the source of this 2869-nucleotide messenger RNA. The record is from the annotation of a GenBank genome assembly. NCBI's taxonomy places the organism in Eukaryota, Metazoa, Rotifera, Eurotatoria, Philodinida, Philodinidae.